CCUAAUAUGGCCGAUUGAGCCGCGCACCCUCUGCUAAAGUAUACCAAUAGUAAAACGGAUUCUUGUCGUGUUGAAAUGUCAGGCGGCAUAAAUAAAAGGCAGCGUUUGGAAGUUUAGAAGAUCUCUUGUUGCGAUCUUAGAGAAGUGGAGCCGAUAACAGAAAUCAAGGUAGAAGGUAUAAAGUCAGGGGAAAUUGAUGGCGGUUAAAUCGAUUUUCGAUUCACCUGCCCUCAGAACUGAAUUAGAAAAGGCCGGAAUUAAUACCAGCUUCAUCCCUCAAAUAUGGAAGUAUGUAAUUAAAAACCCUAAUUGUAAGUUUGAUGAAAUACCUUCGUUACCAUCAGCUCUAUACCCUCUACUUCAAUCUAAGUUUAAAACCUCUACUUCAACUGUUGAUACCGUUCUUGAAUCUCUCGACAACGUCACUACCAAGCUUCUUGUAAAGCUGCAGAAUGGAGCUUUUGUAGAAGCUGUGAUAAUGAGAUAUGAUUCUCGUUUGGGGAUGUGCGGAGGAAAGCCACGCCCAGGUGGUGUAAGGGCAACCCUGUGUGUGUCAUCCCAGGUGGGAUGCAAAAUGGCUUGCACGUUUUGUGCAACCGGAAGCAUGGGGUUUAAAAAUCAUUUAUCAUCAGGAGAAAUAGUGGAACAAUUGGUUCACGCUUCUCGUUUAUGUGAAAUAAGGAACAUUGUUUUCAUGGGAAUGGGUGAACCAUUGAACAACUAUACUAACGUGGUGGAAGCGGUUAGGAGCAUGAUUGGAUACCCAUUUCAGAUAUCACCAAGGAAAAUUACUGUAUCAACUGUUGGGAUAAUUCCUGCUAUCAAAAAGCUCCACGAUGAUCUACCGAGUGUAAACUUGGCAGUUUCACUACAUGCACCGGAUCAAAAACUUCGUUGUCAGAUAAUGCCCACAGCGGCAAGUUUUUCUUUGGAUAAGCUCAUGGAUUCUCUACAUGUCUUUCAACAGAAAAGUCAACAGAAAAUAUUCAUCGAGUAUAUCAUGCUCGAAGGGGUAAAUGAUGGCGAGCAGCAGGCCCAUGAUCUUGCAAAAUUGCUUGAGAAGUUCCAAGUGGUUAUAAAUCUCAUACCUUUCAAUCCAAUUGGGAGCUUGAGCAAGUUCAGUACCAGUACUGAUCAAGGAGUUGUAAAAUUCCAACAGAUUCUUAGAGGUACUUAUAAUAUUCGGACGACAAUCAGAAAGCAAAUGGGUCAGGAUAUAAUGGGUGCGUGUGGUCAGCUGGUUGUGAGCCUUCCUGCUAAAGGCUCAAGUAGCAUAACUGACAUUGAAGACCUCCUCAUACGUGUCUGAGACUCCCCACACAAGGCAAUUUUGUUACUUAGUAAACAACUUCAGACUUGGAUUCAACCAAGCAUGUACAAUAUAAUUGUAUGUUGAUUUUCCAAAUCAAAAUUUACUUGAGAGAAUUAUUCUUACAACUCUCAGGAAUAUGUUCAUUCCGCAUAGGCUUGAUUACUAGAGAUGCAACAUUACCAAGUCAUAACUCAUACCGGUAAAACCAUCUGGGUAAAGCGUAA
Molecule: messenger RNA, 1536 nt
Organism: Papaver somniferum (opium poppy)
Lineage: Eukaryota; Viridiplantae; Streptophyta; Magnoliopsida; Ranunculales; Papaveraceae
Product: dual-specificity RNA methyltransferase RlmN-like
Exons: 8
Coding region: 197-1309 (370 amino acids)
Biological process (GO): tRNA methylation; rRNA base methylation
Molecular function (GO): RNA methyltransferase activity; iron-sulfur cluster binding
Source: RefSeq, a predicted model, not a curated record